AUGGCGAAAAGCACCCUUCGCCAAGAGGCUGCAGGAGAUGUGAAAGAAUGUGGCGGCUUCUGGGACUACCACGAUAGAAUUCGCAGAACAGAACUUGUCAAGUUCCGGUGCGACAUGGCUGCCAUAUCCAUCAAGGAUAAGAAGCCGAUGUGUGCCAUCUCGGGCCAGGUACCUGUUAACCUGAUGGCCAGCUCCGUUGGCGCCAACAACUUGCAAACCACUGUCAAGCCGUUGAGAAUGCCCGGCCAACAAGAUCAGCUCAGGACGUGGUGGAAGGAGAGCUCCGUCUACCAAAUCUACCCGGCGUCCUUUCAGGACUCGAAUGGGGAUGGAGUCGGCGAUCUCAAAGGCAUCAUCUCGCGUGUAGACUACCUUGAGGGGCUCGGUAUCGAUAUCGUCUGGCUGUCUCCCAUUUUCAAGAGCCCGCAGAUUGACAUGGGCUAUGAUGUCAGCGACUACCGUGCUAUUCACCCGCCGUAUGGUGACAUUUCCGAUGUCGAUGCGCUCAAGGACAAACUCCAUGAGCGGGGAAUGAAGCUUGUUCUGGAUCUGGUCAUGAACCACACCAGCGACCAACACGAAUGGUUCCAACAAUCCCGCAAGUCCAAGGACAACCCCUACCGUGACUGGUACAUCUGGCGCCCGCCGCGCUACGACGCCCAGGGCAACAGACAGCCGCCAAACAACUGGGAUAGUCAUUUUCAGGGAAGUGCUUGGGAGUACGAUGACGCGACUGACGAAUACUACCUGCGUCUCUUUGCCCGCGAGCAGCCCGACCUCAACUGGGAGAACCCCGACGUGCGCAAGGCGUGCUACGACAUUACUCGCUUCUGGCUUGACCGCGGCGUCGAUGGCUUCCGCAUCGACGUCAUCAACUUUAUCAGCAAGGACCAGCGGUUUCCCGACUCGGACAAAAAGGUCCUCAAAGGCACCGAGUACUAUGCGUGCGGCCCGCGCCUCCACGAGUAUCUCCAGGAGCUGGGCGCGAUUCUCAAAGAAUACGAUGCCUUUAGCGUGGGCGAGAUGCCGUGCGUAGACGACGAAAAGGAGCUCCUCAAUGCUGUUCGCGCCGACCGCGGCGAGCUGAGCAUGAUUUUCCAUUUCGAAUUCAUGGAUCUCGACCAUGGUAUCAAUGGCAAAUUUUCGCCCAAGGAACUCUCGAUUGACGAGAUGAAAAAGACGCUCGACAAAUGGCAGCGCCUCAUGUACGACAAUGACGGUUGGAACGCUCUGUAUCUGGAGAAUCACGACCAGCCGCGCGCCAUUAGCCGUUUCGCGAGCGACGCUCCUGAGCACCGCGUAGCCAGCGCCAAGUUGAUUGCCAUCUUCAUGGCGUUUCAGGCCGGCACGCCAUUCGUCUACCAGGGACAAGAGAUUGGCAUGACCAACGUACCAAAGGACUGGCCGAUGGAAGAAUACCAAGACAUCGACUGCCUCAACCACUGGAACCUCUACAAAGACUCGGCCGAUGAGGCGACAAAGGCCGCGUUCAAGGUCGAAUACCAAAAGAAGUCGCGCGACAAUGCCCGCACGCCCAUGCAGUGGGACGACACCCCCCACGGCGGCUUCAGCACCGCCAAGCCCUGGAUGCGCGUCCACGACAACUACCCGCAGGUCAACGCCGCCGCGCAGGUCCGCGACCCGGCCUCGGUCUACAGCGGGUACCGCGAAGUGCUGCGCCAGCGCAAGGCCCGCAAGGAUGUGUUUGUCUACGGUGAUUUUACCCUCGUCGACAACGACGACGAGGCCCACGACAAGGUGCUCGCGUAUAAGCGGACUGCGGCCAACGGCGACGCCGCGCUCGUCGUCUGCAACUUUUCCGCCGACGCGGUGACGUGGGAAUUGGCGAGCACCACUAACGCCCCGCCGCGCGAGGUUAUGGUCUCGCCGACGGGCAAGACGAAAGCAGACGUUGGCAGCAAGAUCGAUCUGGGUCCGUACGAGGCCAUUGCGUUGCUGCUGUAA
Molecule: messenger RNA, 1965 nt
Organism: Beauveria bassiana ARSEF 2860
Lineage: Eukaryota; Fungi; Ascomycota; Sordariomycetes; Hypocreales; Cordycipitaceae
Product: glycoside hydrolase family 13
Exons: 6
Coding region: 1-1965 (654 amino acids)
Biological process (GO): oligosaccharide catabolic process
Molecular function (GO): alpha-amylase activity
Source: RefSeq, a predicted model, not a curated record